CGUCGCUAGUUUUAACUAUUAGUAAGAGCUAACUUGUUUUUUAAUUGAUUUUGACUUCUGAUCACGAAGAGUGAAUUUAAAAGAUUAAAUACAUUUUAACUGAGUUAUAAUAACGCCUACGAACUACUACGAAUUACUUCUAAAAAGCUAAAAAAAAAAGAAGUUUUGUCUAAAAAGAAGAUCAAUAUUAGUUUAUGAAAAUAUUUCUUCGGCUCUUCUCCGUAUUCAUGAAGAAAAUAAUGUUGAAGAUGCACUUGAUUACAAACUCUUUGUUUACCGACAUUGAAUAAAAAAUCAAACACAACCACGGUGAAAUAAAAAAAAAAAAAAUACCAACAAAGUUCUAAAUGCAUUGUUUUGAGAAUAGCUUAAACUGAUAUAUUAUACUGAAAGGGAGAAUUUUUCGAGCAUAAUUUAAGUGUAGAGCAUGAUUAAGAUGAGGUUAAGUUUAAUUGUGGUCAUAAGAAUAGUGUUUGGAUUGUUAAUAUUUUUUAUUCUUUUAGUCUGCUUACUGUUACUAAACUGUCACAAAUGUGCGAAUAACGAAGUUAACUUUAAGUCAGAUGUAAAUUUCAGUAGCGAAAGUUGUGUUAACACUGUUAGAGAAUAUAAAGAAGAGAUACAACGGCUAAACGAAAAAAUAGCCGCAUUAAAAUUAGAAUUAAAUUGGCAUAAAAAACUUCAGAAAUAUGUAGUUUCUCAAAAAUCGAUGCAAGGAAAAGAAUCUUUGAACGAACAAACGUUCUUAAACCGGUUUACUCCGCGAACUGAGUACGAAGUUAUUCCUUACACUUCGUUUACAUCUCAAUACAUGUUUGGAGAGAUUGGAUUUCUUUCUAAAAAGCCUGCAGCAACGCCUAUCGGUCAGCAGGCUGAGGAAGUAAUUGAUGUUAUUGAUUUUGGCAUUAGAUUUCUAAAUUUAGACAUCGAAUCAAAAGCCGAUCGCAUGGUGAUUGAUAACUUUGUUGAAGGAAUUACAAGAAAUGAUCUAGUUUACGGAACAGUUUACGAUUUAUACUUCCGAAGUAAUCACUCUCCCGAUAUUUUUAAAAGAUUAAAAUUAGUUCGUCCGUAUUCUAAUCUCCAACCAGUAGAUCAAAUAGAGACAAUAGAAACAUCAAAUGAGUGGAUAAACCUAAUAUUACCGUUAUCAGGGCGACUUGAUAAAUUUGCACUUUUCAUGGAGCGGUUUGUCGACGUUUGUAUUCGAAAAGAUCGUCGUAUUUUUUUAACAAUUAUUUAUUUUGGAACAGAAGGUCAAAAGGAGUUAAAACAAAUAAUAACUAAAAUUGCAAAUAAAGAAUCAUAUCAGCAUUAUAAAGUUAUAUUUCAAAAUUCAGAAUUUAGUCGCGGUAAAGGCCUUCAAGUUGGUGCAGAAAGCUGGAAGAAAGGAAACGUUUUAAUGUUUUUUUGUGACGUAGACAUUUAUUUCACAAACGACUUUUUAGAAAGAUGUCGUCUACAUACAGGGCCUGGGUCUAAAGUUUAUUAUCCUAUAGUAUUUAGUCAGUAUAAUCCAGAAAUUGUAUAUGGAGGCCAGCCACCACCACCAUUGGCUGAGCAAAUGAUUAUUACUAACGAUGGAGGAUUUUGGAGAGAUUUCGGAUUCGGUAUGACAUGUCAAUACCGUGAUGACUUUUUUAGAGUGGGAGGGUUUGACCUUUCUAUAAAAGGUUGGGGAGGGGAGGAUGUAAUGCUUUACAAGCAGUAUUUAAGAACUAAAAUGACCGUUAUAAGAGCUUAUGAUAGAAACCUUAUGCAUAUAUACCAUGCAAAAAGUUGUAUAAAGACGUUGUCUGAUGAACAAUUUAUUUCAUGCUUGCAAAGCAAAGCGGUGUCUGAAGGCUCACAUAAACAAUUAGGAAUGCUGGCUUUUGGGUCAACUUUAAUAAAUGGAAAAGAUCCAGAAUGGGCACAAAAACUAAAAUUGUCAUUAAAUGAUUUGUCGAAUGAAAAAUAGUGCGCCGACCUAAAAAACUAUCAAUUACUAUAAAUAUUAGAACUUUUUUACAUGUUUUUUAAUGUUAGAACUAUUUUUUAAAAUAUUUGAAAUUGUUUAUAAUAUUACUGCA
Messenger RNA from Hydra vulgaris (swiftwater hydra), 2072 nucleotides. RefSeq names its product chondroitin sulfate N-acetylgalactosaminyltransferase 1. The record is from RefSeq and is a predicted model, not a curated record. Gene Ontology annotation, molecular function: glucuronosyl-N-acetylgalactosaminyl-proteoglycan 4-beta-N-acetylgalactosaminyltransferase activity. NCBI's taxonomy places the organism in Eukaryota, Metazoa, Cnidaria, Hydrozoa, Anthoathecata, Hydridae. Gene Ontology annotation, cellular component: Golgi cisterna membrane.